AUGUCGGCGCACUCCGGCUGCCAACCAUUCCACUCAAACUCCCUUCAACUCCCUCCCCACAAUCCUCAUGCACCUGUUGGAACCGGACAUAACGAAGCGGGCUACGAUCAAACAAGUGGCGACCGCCAAUUGGCUCAACUACGACGUGCCCCGCUACUCCUCAUGAUCAAGAACCGCCCAGGAUGGACUCCCGUCUCCGAAGACACGGGGUUGCUAGAGUAUAAGUUAAAUAAGGAAACAAAUAAAGUUUAUCAGUCGAGAAGUUCAGAGUGUCUUUGGGAUUGAAGCUGAUUGGUAUCACUACCGAGCGUCCAUCUUGCUCCGUAACCUUAAGAAAUGGUUGGCGCUUUCCGUCAUAGUCGUAAUAUUUAUUUAUAUCAAAUUAAAAUAUUUAAAAAAAAAUAUCGAGUUAACCUUAUCUCUUAAAGUUAUAUCAUUU
This is a messenger RNA of Nezara viridula (southern green stink bug), 439 nucleotides long. NCBI's taxonomy places the organism in Eukaryota, Metazoa, Arthropoda, Insecta, Hemiptera, Pentatomidae. The record is from the annotation of a GenBank genome assembly.